Molecule: messenger RNA, 4996 nt
Organism: Paramuricea clavata
Lineage: Eukaryota; Metazoa; Cnidaria; Anthozoa; Malacalcyonacea; Plexauridae
Source: the annotation of a GenBank genome assembly
CGUAAACAUCUGAUAAAGGACCCACGCUUCACUUUAUGGCCUUGUGUACAAAAAGUCAAGGACUCAUUUGCGCCAUCACUGUUCUACCUAAAGGAGCACUUUCAAACUUUUCUAAACUUAUGUGCACUGUACUUAACUUUUUCAUUGUUUCGUAUUUUAUAUGAGUAGCUAGGUUUUUUUCAAGUACAGCCACCUUAAAGAUUUUCGUCGAGCGAAUAUAUCCAAUAAAAAGUAAGUGGUUUUAAUUUUAUUACAAAGUUAAAUUAUUAAACUGGGUUUAGAACAUUGCCUUAUGUAUACAUAAUAAAUUUCAUAAGAUUAUAAAAUGCUCUUUGAGUACGGCUAUUGUUUGUUUGGGAUUUUGAGUUUGGAUGAGUAUGGGAAAAAGUGCAAUAUAAAAUGAAUGAAAGUAAAAUAAUUAUUUUGAUUUUUUGCCUUCUUUUUAAGGACAUGUAAUUUUGAAAUAAAGUAGAAGAUAUUUAUGUAAUAUAUCACAAACGAGACCGAGUUUAUUAUCUGUAGUGAUUUGAAACGCGACAAAUGAAAAACGAAGCUGGCGUUAUAUAGUUAUCAUUCAUUAUUCUUUGUAGUCACUAUAUUUUGGUUGUAAUUUAGAAUUAAAGUAAACUCUUUUCUUCUAUUUAGAAAUAUGUUGAUUUCAAGAAAAGGUUGUGAUCUUUUCAUGUUGUUUCUGAGCUUAUCAGUGGGAUGUGAAAGUGAAAGUUUGAUGAAUUACGGUAUGAAGUUUUAAUAUCCGCGGUAAAUUAUCUUUUAAAAGGUCUAUUAGAUGUCAUCUAUCAUAUAGGCCCUAUGUUGAGACGUAAUUAAUUCUAAAUGUAUUAAAAACGGAGUCAGUUUAUUGAUUCUGCAUGAUAUACAACUAUCCAGUAUAAAUAAAGUUAGUUUAGUUUAGGUUUCCUCCUGUAGUAACACUGGAUCAAUAAGGGAUGAUCCUUACUGGCCUCUAGGAAGAAUAGUUUAGAACUGAUAGAGCUAUCCAGUUUAAAUAAAGUUAAUUUAGUUUAGGUUUUCUCCUGUAGUAACACUGGAUCAAUGAGAGAUGAUCCUUACUGGACCUCUAGGGAGAACAGUUUAGAACUGAUAGAGCUAUCCAGUAUAAAUAAAGUUAAUUUAGUUUAGGUUUCCUCCUGUAGUAACACUGGAUCAAUAAGAGAUCAUCCUUACUGGACCUCUAGGGAGAACAGUUUAGAACUGAUGAAGAUGGUUUGGUUUUGUUUGAAAAAUAAUUACUCUUUUUUAGGUUGUAUUCCACGGUUGAUAGACGUGACACGUGUGCACUUUCCCACUGAAAAUUUUACUAAUGCAAAUGUUACAAAACUGAAUGUAGCGAACGUAGAACAUCCAGAAUUUUUCAGUGUGUUCCCGUUUCCAAGAACGCCAGUCACGGUUGCUGAUUGUCUUCUUGAUGACCCAGUUAAAUGGAUAGGAUUAAAAGUAGGUAGUUUUCCUCGACUGUUACUGAACAGUUUAAUGAGUUUUUCAUAUUCAUAAGCUGUCAGAUAUAACUGCAAUAAUUAUACAAUUCAUUUCUUCCCCUUUCGCCAUAUAGAAACCCGUAGUAUUGAAAGGCUGCCAAUUCUUCAAUCAGGCAUUAAAAUGGAGUCUUCCCUACUUAUCCAAAGAACUGACAGAUGAAUAUGGCGUGUCUGUAUCAAAUUCUAGGAAAUUUCUUUAUUAUGAUAGCACUGUUGAUUAUCAGAAUUACGAGAAAGCUGGCUGGAGACCGCCCUAUAGAAUCCAAUACAACAGCCUUGAGGAAUUUUUGGAAAUUGCUUCCGAACUUUCCAGUAUGAACAAUGGAACACAUGCUUAUUUUCAGGUAUAUAAAAACUGUAUAAAUAAAGUUAGUUUAUGAUCCUUACUGGACCUCCAGGGAAAACAGUUUAGAACUGAUAGAGCUAUACAGCAUAUUAAAUAAAGUUAGUUUAGCUUAGGUUUCCUCCUGUAGUAACAAUGGAUCUAUAAGAGAUGAUCGUUGUUGGACCUCUAGGAAGAACAGUUUAGAACUGCUACAGCUAUCGAGUAUAGACAAAGUUAGCCUAGUUUUGGGUUACUUAACUUGUAGGGAGAGCAGUUUAGAAUUAACUGUCAGACUUGUCUCAUUCCUAGACUUUGCUUCUUAACGAAGACCGUAACACAUCUGUCAAAAGUGAUCUCAAUAAUUUCGACUACAACUGGUUACUUCAUGUUGCAUUCGAGCUUGGCUGGAGUACCAAUGUUCUUAAUAUGUUAUUCGUUGGUAUGCCUAACGUUGUAACACCGUUACACUACGAUAUCAUGCAAAACGUAUUUAUACAGGUAGGAAUCUUUGAACUUUUCUCUGGUACAUGCCUUCCUUGAAUUUCUUGAAUUUCCUUGAAUUUGAAAUAAGUCCCGUCCUGGGAAGUUCUUGAAAAUUACUGCAGUCCUUGAAGGUCCUGGAAUCCCUUUCGAGCUGUGCUGAUAAUAGUUGAACAUUAUUUAUAGAUUACUGGUUUUGAAUAAAUAGUGAUGUUUCAAAAAAGAAAAUCUGUGCCAUUUGGAAAGACAUUUCUAUAGGUUUAGGCCCUCGGAUUUUCUGAAAAACGUCUUCCAAAGUCCUGGAAUUUCAUCUGGAAACCAGGGCCAUAUCUUAGUUGUCUUUCCCCCCUUUGGGUGUUCACCUAUUCUUCAGACAACCUUUCCUAAAAAAUAAAAAUUUUUCUUUUAGCUGCAAGGGAAGAAGCGUUUCAUCCUAUUCGGUCCUGAUCAAUCCACCAAUCUGUACCCCCACCCAGUCGGACACCCUCAUGAUCGCCAGUCGCAAGUUGAUUUAGACAAGCCAGAUUAUGAAAGAUUUCCAAAGUUCCGGAAUGUUGAAGCCCUCGAGGCAAUCCUAGAACCAGGAGAUGUCUUGUAUGUCCCCACGAAUUGGUGGCAUCAUGUUGAAUCCAAUAAAAACAAGUAGGUUAUAUUUUUUGAAACUUUAGGUAUCUCAAAUGACAGUUUAAUACUACCUACACUGGACCACCACGUUUAAUAUAUCUUUUUCACGUAGUUCAGACACAAACCACGACAGCUGCUUAUUACAGAAUACUACCUACACUGGACCACCACGUUUGAGAUACCUGUAUCUUUUUCAGGUAGUUCGGACACAAACCACGACAGCUUAUUGUAGAAUACUACCUACACUGGACACACCACGUUUGAGAUAUCUUUUUCAGGUAGUUCAGACACAAACCACGACAGCUUAUUGUAGAAUACUACCUACACUGGACCACCAUGUUUGAGAUAUCUUUUUCAAGUAGUUCAGACACAAACCACGACAACUUAUUGUAGAAUACUACCUACACUGGACCAACACGUUUGAGAUAUCUUUUUCAGGUAGUUCAGACACAAACCACGACAGCUUAUUGUAUAAUACUACCUACAGUACACUGGACCACCACGUUUGAGAUAUCUUUUUGAGGUAGUUCAGACACAAUCCACGAAUAAUUUGUCAUGAAUAUUUUAGUUUAAUAGUUCCUACUGAUAGAUUGUGCAUUAUAAAGAGCGGAUUUUUUGCUAUUCCAGUUGUACAGUGUCUCUAAACUUUUGGUUCGAAGAUGAUCUAUCACAAAGGAUGUUCUCUAAGAUCGAAGACAGCGGUUCCUCCAAAAAUCCGUCAAUACUGACACCCGCAGAAGACAUGGCGUUCAAAAGGCAUGUUGAAAGCAUAGUCUAUAAUAUGACAAAGAGUACGGAAAAGGUUAGUUAGAGAUUUAUAUGGAGGCCCACGGAGGGUCUAUCGGAGUUUCACGGGUCAUUUAUGGGUGUCGCCCUCCACCCCCUCCUAUUUGAUGUGUAAGGGGGCACCAUCUAUUUUGGUUUUUCUAAGAACUUUUCACUAUUGUCUUUUAAUUGCUUAAGCCUGAUUUUUUGCUGUGUUGGUGUAAUGUACUCAGGUGAAUAUGAUGCUUGUGAUGUUACUCUGAGUGUAUAUCCACACCGGGCAAGCUUGAAAAAUAUGCCUGUCCACGGUGGGAAUCGAACCUACGACCUUUGGUGGAAUACUAGCCCAAGGCUCUGGUUUCCAUGUGAUCGUACUGGUCGUAGAAAUUGAGUCGCGAUCUUUCUCAACGGCCACUUUAUAAUAGUUUAUACCUGUAAAUCAUAAGUAUUCUCCGGUUAUAAUCACUCCGCGUAUCAGUUCUACAAUGUUGUAUUUCGGCUGAUGAGAAAGUUACGUUACGACCAUAUGGAAACCAGUCUUAAAGGCGGAUUUCGAUUCAGUGCAGAAUGUCGCACUAUCGAUUUUUUGCGAUCGCUUUCUUUUGAAAUGUGUGCAGUCGACUACAGCUAAUAAUGAUAUUUGUUCCGCUUCACUGUUUGUAUUUCAAAAGAAAGCGAUCGCAAAAAGUCGACCCCACAACAUUUUCCACUGAAUGGAAAUCCGCCUUUAAGUAGAAACCAUAGAUCUCUUACUGUAUAUAUACACUAGAUAGCGCAUCUCCUUUAGUAAAAUUGAAGUCAAGAAUAUUCCUAACGGUUACCUCCAUUUGAAUAGAUGGCGGCCAUGUUGGUGUUUACCACUCGCUAAUAAACGCUUAAAAAACAACAAUAACUUCCACCAUUUGAAUAGUUUAAAAAUGUAUUUGGAAUAGGUUUAACUUAUCUAUGGUAGCAACCUAUAUUGCUGUUUAAAGGCUGGUUUAAACAAUCAAAGCUUUUGUGAUUACAGUAGGAAUUUUGCAUCGGAAAAUUUAAAGUUUUGAAAGAUUUGUAAGAAACGUUUGUAAGGAAGUGUCUCAGUUAGUUGCCUUUAAUAACUCCCAACAUUUCUGAAAUUCUACUGCCUUCUAACUGCCGACAAAACCCUCACAAAUUGUGAGAUUUUAAUCUAAUAUCUCUUUUGUUUUUCUUUUAAUUAAGGUGCGAGAAAUAUUUGAAGAGAUUUUAAGUGGCAGAUUUGGAGAAUGAACGAUUACUGUUAAUAUGUUAAAGCAUGUAGACGUAUUUAAAUAAAGUCCGGUUCAAA